GUCAAGCUUUUUUUAACUUGCAACUUAGCAAGAUAGCAUUAGCAAGUUAGCAACAAUGGCAGCCAGCAAUGUCAUCUUCAACCUCUCAAGGUCACCGUUACCUCAAUCCCCGGCUUCACACUCUCUCAGUCCCUCCCUCAAAACCUCCAGGGUUUGCUUCACCUCCGCCUCGGAAUUCUCCAAGCAGGGUCGAAAUGCAACGGAGAAGAGUAUUGAUUACUCGAGUUCCCGCUGGGCGUAUGCCGGAAAGGACUGGAGUACUAAAGCAAAGCCAACCAUGGAAGAAGAUGUCGAAGAUGGCAAGCCACUCUUGGAGAAAAUUACGGGGGCAGCGACGGAGUACGCGGAGGAAACGAUGGAGAACGUGAAAGGCGCAUCGGAGGCUAUAUCGGGGUCUGCCACGGAAUAUGCAGAUGAUGCAAAGAAGAAGACAAAUGAGGCAGCGGAGACUAUAGCGGCCAAGGCGGAGGAGGGGACUAACAAGGUGGCGGAGCCGGAGACGACGGAGAGUGACAGUGAGAAGGUCAAGGAGACGGCGGAGAAUACAUAA
This is a messenger RNA of Fragaria vesca subsp. vesca, 550 nucleotides long. RefSeq lists its product as uncharacterized. NCBI's taxonomy places the organism in Eukaryota, Viridiplantae, Streptophyta, Magnoliopsida, Rosales, Rosaceae. The record is from RefSeq and is a predicted model, not a curated record. Bases 56 to 550 code for a protein of 164 amino acids. The transcript is spliced from 2 exons.